CAGGGACGCCAGGGCUCACAGGUUGGAGGCGGAGACGAGACCCGAGGUGCGGCACGCAGCCACUACGGGGGAGGAGGCGUGGUCUCGUGGCGAGAAACCGACUGGAGCGGUGGCCAUUGGCUCUAGACUACGUCACGCAGGGAGGGAGGGGGCACGCGUCGUGACCCUGGGAGUGGACUUUGUCAGGCCUGCCACCCACUGCCGGAUCCUAACCAGGCCCGAGCGCAGCCUGCAGCCGGGACUCUGGCGGCCUCUCCUGGCCCUGCACGCCAGAAACCAAUACCCAGAGGAGGUGCCUUUCUCAGGCAAGGGUUAGGCGGCCGGACUGAGGAAGAUUCUCGGUUUUCCUAGUCUUCAGCCACCGAAGGAGGGUCUUGGUGCUCCAAUCGGAGAAUGAAUUACGCUCGGUUCAUCACCGCCACGAGCGCGGCCAGAAAGCCUUCUACCAUCCGAGUCAUGACUGAAAUACUGAGCAAGGCACCGAAAUCUGUCAUCUCCUUGGCAACUGGGGCACCAAACCCCAACACGUUCCCUUUCAAGACUGCCGUUAUCACCAUAGAAAACGGAAAACCCAUCCAGUUUAAUGAACAGAUGAUGAAGAGAGCACUGCAGUAUUCUCAGAGUGCUGGAAUCCCAGAGCUGUUAUCCUGGCUAAAACAGUUACAAGUAAAAUUGCAUAAUCCGCCCACCAUCCAUUAUGCACCCAGCCAAGGGCAGAUGGACAUAUGCGUCACAUGUGGCAGCCAACAAGGUCUCUGUAAGGUGUUUGAAAUGAUCGUUAAUCCUGGAGAUAAUAUCCUUGUAAAUGAACCUGUUUAUUCAGGAACAAUUCAUGCUCUGCAACCCCUGGGCUGCAACAUGAUUAAUGUUUCCAGUGAUGAGCACGGGAUUAUUCCAGACUCCCUCAGAGAAAUACUUUCCAAAUGGAAACCAGAAGAUUCAAAGGACCCUGAGAAAAACACCCCCAAAUUUCUUUACACUGUCCCAAAUGGCAACAACCCUGCUGGGAACUCGUUAACAGCUGAGCGCAAAAGGGAAAUCUAUGAGCUCGCAAGAAAAUAUGACUUCCUCGUCAUAGAAGAUGAUCCUUACUAUUUUAUGCAGUUCAACAAGCCCUGGGCACCGACAUUUCUCUCCAUGGACGUGGAUGGGCGUGUCAUCCGAGCUGACUCUUUUUCCAAAGUCCUGUCCUCGGGGUUGAGAAUAGGGUUUAUAACUGGUCCAAAGCCCUUGAUUGAGAGAAUUGUUUUACACAUACAAGUUUCAACAAUGCACCCCAGCACUUUUGCUCAGCUCCUGGUCUCACAGCUUCUAUACCAAUGGGGAGAAGAGGGCUUCCUGGCUCACGUAGACAGGGUUAUUGAUUUCUACAGGAAGCAGAGGGAUGCAUUAAUGGCAGCAGCAGACAAGUGGUUAAGUGGUUUGGCAGAAUGGCAUGUUCCUACUGCAGGAAUGUUUCUGUGGGUUAAAAUUAAGGGCAUUCAUGAUGUAAGAAAAUUGAUUGAAGAAAAAGCCUUUAAGAAAGAGAUAUUCAUGCUUCCGGGAUGUGGUUUCUACAUUGAUAGUUCAGCUCCUUGCCCCUACUUCAGAGCAUCCUUCUCUUCAGCUUCUCCAGAACAGAUGGACUUGGCCUUUCAGAGAUUGGCCCAACUUAUAAAAGAAUCUUUAUGAAGAAAUCAAACUCUUCAUAGCACUCAUGGAUUUCAGAUGCUAUGUAUUUAUCUGUAUUUCACCAAGAAGAAGCAAUCAUUGGUGCUAUCUGAUUUACAGAUAGGGUUUCACUAAAUAUGUCAUGCCUGUAGUAAUUUAACUACACAACUUUCAAAGUGCCCUUGAACCCAUCAGAUCUCCAAAAUAUAUUUAUAAUUCAUCCAUAUCUUUUGAUAAAUAUUCAACCCACACAGUUAAUUUUAUCCUGGAUUUUAUUGUAAAGAACUCUGUAUUCACUUUAUAAUUUCCCAUAAAUCUUCUUUGAAACUGA
Molecule: messenger RNA, 1981 nt
Organism: Cervus elaphus (red deer)
Lineage: Eukaryota; Metazoa; Chordata; Mammalia; Artiodactyla; Cervidae
Product: kynurenine/alpha-aminoadipate aminotransferase, mitochondrial
Exons: 13
Coding region: 394-1671 (425 amino acids)
Biological process (GO): biosynthetic process
Molecular function (GO): pyridoxal phosphate binding; L-kynurenine:2-oxoglutarate transaminase activity
Source: RefSeq, a predicted model, not a curated record